Messenger RNA from Aedes albopictus (Asian tiger mosquito), 2395 nucleotides. RefSeq lists its product as uncharacterized. Gene Ontology annotation, molecular function: protein binding; histone acetyltransferase activity. The coding region runs from base 129 to 2171 and encodes 680 amino acids. Gene Ontology annotation, biological process: transcription initiation at RNA polymerase III promoter. Gene Ontology annotation, cellular component: transcription factor TFIIIC complex. The transcript is spliced from 3 exons. The record is from RefSeq and is a predicted model, not a curated record. Lineage: Eukaryota; Metazoa; Arthropoda; Insecta; Diptera; Culicidae.
GUUUGUUUUGAUUCCAGUCAUUCGUAGCGACGCUGCUGCUCGGUGUUGGUGGCGCGCCGAGACGCUGAGAUAUUGAAAUAUUUCUUCUGCGCGCGUGAAAUUUUUCUUAGCACUUCCACCGGUUUAUAAUGGAAAUGAACGAGAUUGGAAGUUUGCAGCUGCCAGACCAGGUUAAUCUUCCGUUUGCCAUUACCAGCACGGGUGACUACUUUGUCACGUGGACCAAGGGAAGUGUGGAAUGCUUCCAGCUGAAGUACAAGCACGUCAACGAGGACGGUGCGCUAAACUUCAUCCUGAGCCGGUUCGAAUGUUCCAAGGAAAAACCCACCGGUCAAAUAAUGACCAAAGAGGUGGAUAUCUACAACAACAGCAAUCGGUACGAGCGGGCAAGGAUCAUGCUCGAUCAAACCAUGAUUCCGAACGUGGCGACGUUAUACAUCAGCAAUGUGUUGGCCGCGGUGUCCCCACAGGGACUCCUACCGGACUACAGCGUCUGUCUGGUGGCCAAUCUGACCAACAUGGGCCAGCUUUCCAUCUUGCGAUUCGACGAUUUCCAAAACGAAUGGGUUCCCUAUGUGGACGUCUCGGCGACUUGGCUGGCUCACUGCUACGAUAACAGCGUAGUCAAAAAGUUCGACCAUCUGCGAUCCGCCGUCUGCGAUGCCCUUAUAACGAGCUUCUGCUGGCGUGAUCAUGCGUUUCGCCAAGUGGGACACUUUGCCAUUGGAACCAAGUCGGGCACCAUUGUUCUGUACAGCUUGAUGUCCGACAGUGUCAGCAUUCAGUACAUAGCAUCCGUGAAUCAACCGGUUCGGAUGCUGAAAUGGAUCACCAUCUCUGAGGAGCGGAACCUUCUGUUGGUCGGACUGCAAAACGGAAAAAUUGGCCUUUACGGAUUCAAAACGAUGCCCGAUGCGAGCGUGAUCGAUUUCGAGCAGCUGAACAACGUCUGGGCCGAGGACAACCUAAUGGUAGGACAGGUUCAGUCAGAAGUGGACUAUGACAACGAACGGCUGCUCAUUCUGGUGGUUAAGGGGACGCAUCUGUUGAUUUUCUCGUGCAGUUUGCAGGGCGAGAUUCGCGCGGUGGCGGUGGAGAAUAUGAACAAUUUUAUGAUAACAGGUCUCCAACAACUAGCUCCCCACCGCUACAUUGUAUGCACCCUUCCGGGAAUGGUGUUCUGCGUAGACAUCAAAAUCAUCAAAGGUGAUCAACUGUUGAUCGAACACACACCCGUCAAAUCGGAUCUGAAUCUCAGCAAGUACUCGAUAUAUGGCAUGACGGCGUCGCGCAAUCGAUCCUGCUGGCUUUUCAUAGGCUAUCCAUCGAAGAGUUUCGAUCGUCUGGGGUUGCGAACACCAACGGUUGUGUUCUUCUGCAAGUUUAACGUAUGCGAUGCGUUGCAGCUGUUGCUGAACAAUCCCACUCUACGAAUGACCAAGUUUUACGAUUGCGCUGAAGUUGUUCGAUUCAGCGGAAACCGAAAUCCGGAUGCGGUAAAACCCCUCGAACUGAGAGCAUCCCACAGUGCCAAUGUGGACGAUGGAUACGCCUACCACCUCAAGCUGCAGCUGGUUCAGUUAGGUGCAAGAUUAAGCCACUUCAAAAAACGUUGCCAAGCAGUCGCCGAAGUUCUGUACAAUCAGUUGCAAUUUCUUCGAAUGGUUAUCGAAAUUCUCCACGCGGCGAAAGUCAUAGCAUACUUUUUGCACGUGCGCCACGCCCUUAGCGAACUGAGCUAUCAGCAGCUACUGACCAUUCGUUGUUUGCGUAACUUUAUCCAGGAAUUCGUUGAAGAUAACUUUCCCGGCGAUUACGAGCACGUACACCUGCUGCUGAAACCGCCCAUGGAGGAAGUGAUCACCCGGGCGAACGAACUGCUUGCCACAUCCCAGCAAGAGCUGUAUCCCGAGGAGUGCACCUUCUGUGACGGGCCAAUUCCCGAUACCAAGCUCAGCUGCGCCGAGAAUCACCAAACAUUCCGCUGUUCGAUCACCAAACAGCAAAUCGCCAUGGGUCACGUGGAAACGAUGUGCGAAAUGUGCGAUCGGUGCUCGUUGGAUGGGCAGCUGCUGGCGGAGAUUUUCUGCGCCGACGGGGGUCAGCUCGUUAUCUACUGGAUGGACUGCUGCCUGUGUGACAUGCCUUUUAGGAAGCACGUGAUUCCGUAGAGGUUUUUUAGAAUAAUAAAAAUGGGUUUGAGCUUACACGGCAUGCUGCACUGAUAAGUAUAGAGGUAGGUAGGGGUAAGAUGAUGAUUAAAUUUGUUGAGGAACGAAAGUCCGGAAAUCCAACUUUCUGACCAAGGAUUGUCGCCGUAAAAAUCUCGCUGAUGCGGAAGUACCUCAAUAUGAAGAGCAAAAUAUACAUUAUCAUUUUGGUCAAUCUUCUCCUA